Molecule: messenger RNA, 3197 nt
Organism: Paramecium pentaurelia
Lineage: Eukaryota; Ciliophora; Oligohymenophorea; Peniculida; Parameciidae
Source: the annotation of a GenBank genome assembly
AUGUCUUAUAAUAUCAAUGAAAAUAAAUAAGGAAAUUCAACAAAUAUGCUCAUUUCAAAUUAACCAAUAAAUAUUCAAGCACACAAUCUAUUGAGCAAUACUAAUAUGACUAAUUUAUUAGAAUCUAAUAAUCAAUUUUCAUAAAUAGUUAAACCAAAUGGUUCAUAAAUCUUAAAGUAUUAGGAAUUAUGUAUUAAUAUAUUUAUUAAUAUAUUAUAGUGGAGUCUAAGAUUUCUUUAUAGAAAAAUUAAUCACAACAAUAAUCUAAGAUAUAAAUUUAAUCAUUAGAUAUUAGAGGUGGUAACUAAUUAUAGAGCAAAUUUAUUGAUACUGGAGUUAACUUACUCUAAUCAAGAACAUUUUAAGGAUCUUUCGUCGAAUAAAUAUAAGACAGAUCAAAUAUACAAAAUUCUAAUUCUCAUAUAAUAACUACUGAAAAUUGGACAGAGAGUGAUUAUGCUAAGCAAUUUGAAGAGUGGAGAGAUUUAAUCUAAUAAAAUAUAGACUUUAUAAAUUAAGUAGAGAAUGAUAGAUCAUAAAUUCAAGUGUCGAAUAUUCUCUUCUAAGAAAUAUUAACUAUUAAAAUGAAUAUCAUAAAUAACUCAUUUUUAACUAAAUUAUCUGAAUAUGAAAAUAUAAUUAAACCAUAUAAAUAUUAAAUGGCAAUUAAGAGUGAAGAAUUAUAUAAAUCUUUAGAAAUACUUAAAUAAACUAAUUAAAUACCUUUUAAUAAAUAUGCUAAUUUCUAAUUUGAAUAAUCUUAGCCAUUAUUGAAAUCACAAUAAUUCAAUCAAUAAUUUACUAAUAUUAGUUUAGAGAUAUAAAAUUAAGCCAAUUUAAUUAAUUCUAUUCUUUAAUAAUUAGGAAAUUAAAAAAAAUAUAUAGAACCUUAAUAAAAUUACCAAUAAAUAUUAGAAAAUGCAUUCAACUCAUUGAUUUAAUAUGUUAGAGAAAGAAUGUCCUAAUAAAUUAAUUCAUUAAUGUUUAUUCAUGAAAGAGAAGUAUUUAAUUUAGAAAGAUAAAUUUAUUCCUAAAUCCAAGAAGCCGAUAAUCUAAGCAUUACAGUUCUAUCAGAUAAACUAAUGAUAAUUGAAGCAUAAUUAGAAAAGAUAUAAGAAAAGAAAUAAGAAUUAAAUAAUUUUAAAGAAAGAUUAAAUUAAUUAAUGAACAGAAAUGUUGAUAUAUUCUCUGAGUAUUUUGAUGAUGUGAUUAUUUUGUACAAAUAAUUUAAGAUCUAUCAUGAAGAAAUAAAGUAAAUCUAAUAGAUUCCUAAUUAACCAAUUUUAUAAAAUCUUUAAAUUAAAAUCAAAUAAUAAUUAUAUAUUGCAUCAAAGAAGAUUUGGUUAAAGAUUAAACAAUUCUAUUUCAAUGGAAAUAAAAUUAAAGAAUUCAAUGAACAAGAGAAAUUUCAAUAAUUUAACAAAUAUAAUAUUGAAGUAUAAGUUUAAGAUAUCAAAACAUUUUUGAAACAAUUAUAAUCAGAUUAUAUAAAAAAAGGUAAUUAAGUUCCUUUAGAAGAAUCUAAAAAACUAAAAUAAUUAAUUUAUAAAGCAGAAUGUGAAUAUAGAAAUACAGAUUCAUUGAGAUUGUAAAUAUCUUAAUUAGAACAAUAAGAUAUUAUUGGAUAUAAAAAUUACAUUAUUUAAUAAAUAAAACCUAAAUUUUUUAUUGAUUUUAGUCAAUUGUAUGCUAAAGACUUUUAUGAUAUCAUUUAUUUUUAAUAUGCCGAUUCCAAUAUUUUAGGAUGCAUAAAAAAAUUGUUAUAAUUCAAAUUCCCAACUUUUGAUUGGAAUGAGAAUAUUGAAGAUGAAAAAUAGAGAAUUUAAAUAGUAGUACAAAGAUAUUAGGAAGUAUCUAAUAAACUAUAAGAAUUAGAGAAAUUAUAUUCAAAAGAGACAAAAUUUAUUAAACAAUUAAUUAAUUGGAAGGCAGAAUUAUUUAAAUGUAUUAACAUUUUAAAGUAGUAUCUUGUUAUUAAGGAAGAAUUAAAAGGUUAAUUAAUUACACUAUUGAAAUGGCCUCAAAUAACAUCUAAUAUCUAAAUAAUUAAUGAAUUUAGUGUACAUUGUGAAUAAAUCAGUAGACAAGCAAAUUAAUAUGUCUAAGCAAUUGAAUAAUUACAAUAAAUGUAAUUAAUAUAAAGUUUAGAAUCUUUAUUUAAAUAAUGGAAUCCAAAAGUAAAAGACUAUUUAAUAUAAUAAUGUAAUUUCAUAAAUUAAAGUGUAUUCUCUCCAAUAAUUAAUGAAUAUAUGUAAAUCGUCUAUUAAUUCUUAUAUGUAUGUAUGGAAUGUUUAAAUUAUGAUAUUGAUGAAAUAUUUUGUAGAACUACUACAUAUUAAGAAUUUGAAAAUAUUUUGGAUGGUUCAAUAAAAUUAUAAGAAUUAAAGAAUAUUAUUGAUACUAAUAUUCAUAAUUCUGCUUUGAGAUACAAAUUAUUUGAAAUUAUUGAUAAAUUUAUGAAAAAUAAAAUCAUUCUUGAUUUUUAGAAUUUAUUCGAAUUAAAAUUAUAACAAAGCAAACAGUAAACAAAUAAUUUUAAUCCAAGAGAAUUAGUAAAAAGAACAGACUUAAAAUUUCCAAUAAUAAGAUCUGAUAUUUAAGAUAACUUCUAUUGUAAAUAAAAUAUGGAUAAGAUUAAUUAAAUAAUAGACUAAAAAGAGUUAAGAUUAAUAUUCUAAUAAUUUAGAGAAUUAUUAAAUAAUAUUACUGUUAUUAUUGAUUAAGAUAAUUUAGUGGCAGAUAUUAAAGUUAAUUAAAUAACUAUUAUUGAAUUAGCUUGUAUAUUUGCAUAACAAUUACUUAUUCAAAAUGAAUUAACUAAUAUUUAACCUCUAAUAAGAUUUCAUUAACAAUUAUGUAAGUUUCCAAAUACUAAACAAUUUCAGAAUCAACUUAUUAAUUUAGGAAUUGUAUUUCCUAUUGAAUAUAAUAAAUAUUUAGAAGCUUGUAGAAGAAGAGUUUAAAAAUUGACUCAAAAUAUUUGUAUAGAAUUUGAAUCUUAUGAUUUUGAUGAGAUUUCCUAGGCAAAAUUAUUGAUUAAUAACAAUGAAUACAUAUUGAAAUAAAUUGAUUUUCCAGUUCUUUAUACAGAUGCAAAGUCAUUGAUUUUUGAAUAUCAGCCAUUAAAAUUUAAUUGUAGCUUAAAUGUUAAAAUAAAUGGGAAAUUGUUAAAAUAAGGUUAGACUAUUCAAAUAUGA